CAACCUCCUUGGAAUGCGCAGAAAAUGCAUCUUGAAGAUUAAGAUACACACAACAAUCCGUAAGUGCGUCAGAAUUUUCAGAACCUGCGGUUCGCUGGAACUCCCGAAAUAGGCAAUUAAAUGUUUGUGUAUACCUGAAUGCGAUCGCCUGGAAGAUAGUCCCUGAACAUAGCGCCACAUAGUGAUCGAUCGUGAUCGCAACCGAUCCGUCCAGUAUUCAGUAUCAGUAUGUUGUCGGGUCUGCGGAACACCUCGGAGGCUGUUGCGGUUGUGGCUUCUCUGGGUCUCGGACUGGUGGUGCUCAUAUUUGUGGCUACCACGCCGACGUCGGUGGAGGCCACCCAGUCGGGGAUCUACAUAGACAAUGGCCGGGACCAGACGGUCAUGCACCGGGUGCUCAGCGACGACGACAAGUUGGACGUCUCCUACGAGAUCCUCGAGUUCUUGGGCAUCCCCGAGCGUCCCGCCCACCUGAGCGGCCAGAAGUUGUCGCUGCGCAAGUCCGCCCCCAAGUUCCUGCUGGACGUGUAUCAUCGCAUCACGGCGGAGGAGGGCCUGAGCCACGAGCACCAUGAUCACGAUGACCACGAGGAAGAUGAUGCCGAUGAGCAUGGCCAUCGGGCCAGGAGAAGCGCCGAUCUGGAGGAGGAAGACGAGGAGGAGGAGGGCGAGCAGAAGAACUUCAUCACCGAUCUGGACAAGCGGGCCAUCGACGAGAGCGAUAUCAUCAUGACCUUCCUGAACAAGCGCCACCACAAUGUGGACGAACUGCGUCACGAGCACGGCCGGCGCCUGUGGUUCGACGUCUCCAAGGUGCCCAACGACAACUACCUGGUGAUGGCCGAGCUGCGCAUCUACCAGAACUCCAACGAGGGCAAGUGGCUGACGGCCAGCAGGGAGUUCACCAUCACGGUCUAUGCCAUCGGAGCCGGGCCGAUGGGCCAGCAGCACACCAUGGAGCCGCUCUCCUCGGUGAACACCACUGGCGACUAUGUGGGCUGGCUGGAACUCAAUGUGACGGAGGGCCUGCACGAGUGGCUGGUCAAGUCGAAGGACAACCACGGCAUCUACAUUGGGGCACAUGCCGUGAAUCGACCCGAUCGCGAGGUUAAGCUGGACGACAUUGGGCUGAUCCAUCGCAAGGUGGACGACGAGUUCCAGCCCUUCAUGAUCGGCUUCUUUCGGGGACCGGAGCUGAUCAAGGCCACGGCCCACAGCAGUCACCACCGGAGCAAGCGCAGUGCCAGCCAUCCGCGCAAACGCAAGAAGUCGGUGUCUCCGAACAAUGUGCCGCUCCUGGAACCGUUGGAGAAUACACGCAGCUGCCAGAUGCAGACCCUGUACAUAGACUUCAAGGAUUUGGGCUGGCACGACUGGAUCAUCGCCCCCGAGGGCUAUGGCGCCUUCUAUUGCAGCGGCGAGUGCAAUUUCCCGCUCAACGCGCACAUGAACGCCACCAACCAUGCGAUCGUCCAGACUCUGGUCCACCUGCUGGAGCCCAAGAAGGUGCCCAAGCCCUGCUGUGCCCCCACCAGGCUGGGCGCCCUCCCCGUUCUGUACCACCUGAACGACGAGAAUGUCAACCUGAAAAAGUAUAGAAACAUGAUUGUGAAAUCCUGCGGGUGCCAUUGAAUUCAAUUUACCACUUAGGCUAAGCAAUAUAAAGCAUUUCUGUGUAGAUGUCCAUCUCUGUACUAAUCUCGAAUAUAUUUUAUAGAAAUAUACAGCGCUGUACCUAACUGAAA
This is a messenger RNA of Drosophila gunungcola (fruit fly), 1745 nucleotides long. It is a transcript of the gene gbb, whose product is annotated as protein 60A. Gene Ontology annotation, cellular component: extracellular region. The coding region runs from base 229 to 1632 and encodes 467 amino acids. The record is from RefSeq and is a predicted model, not a curated record. NCBI's taxonomy places the organism in Eukaryota, Metazoa, Arthropoda, Insecta, Diptera, Drosophilidae. The transcript has a single exon. Gene Ontology annotation, molecular function: cytokine activity; growth factor activity. Gene Ontology annotation, biological process: SMAD protein signal transduction; BMP signaling pathway.